GUGCACUUUUCUCGAACGACCCAGUCUUUGCUUUGCACAUUUACAUGAAAAUUUUAGCGCUUGAAAAAAUUACUCUGGCCUUUUUAUAAGUGGAUUUCACGCAGAAACUAUUCUAAACUUACUCAAAUUACUUAACUUAGCGUAUAUAUAUAUGCAGAGAGGGGCAUGCGUUUUUAUAUGCAGACAACAAACUGACUUUGGACACCGUUUUCCGUUGUGGCUUUCAAGGACAUCCUUUUCUAUACUGUAAAAAUCUGGGAAUAGCUUUGUUUUCACAUUCCACGUGUGGUUUUAAAGGGAAGCGUGUGCAGCUCAAGGUUGAAGUUACAGUUUAAUGACUGAUGCUUGUACAGACUGCGUCAACAUCCGCAAAACUCUUCUUUGUGUUCAUCCUUUUCUCAGGAUCUCAGCAAAGGCUCACUUCAGGCUCUUCUUUGGAGAUAAUGUGAAUGGGCUUUCGCUAUAUUGAGGAUAGGUGUUUUUUGGGGGUUUUUUUUUUUCCAAGAAGAGAGGAUGGCAAUUUCUGAAGUUAAAAUGUGUCUUGGCUUAGUUUUAUUUGGACUUUUGUUGGUCACGCUUCCAUCUGCCAAAGCUCAAGAUGUGGAGGAGAGAUCUUGUCAAGGCGCCUUCGACUUGUAUUUUGUCCUUGAUAAGUCAGGAAGUGUCAAACACCAUUGGAAUGAGAUCUACUUUUUUGUUGAACAUUUGGCUGAGAAAUUCAUCAGCCCUAUGCUACGAAUGUCCUUCAUUGUGUUCUCAACCAGAGGAAACACAAUCAUGAGGCUGACUGAAAACAGGGAGUACAUAAAGAAAGGCCUUAACGCUCUAAAACGAGAGAUCCCAGGUGGAGAUACAUUUAUGCACCUUGGUCUGGAGAAGGCAAAUGAACAAAUACACCAGGAAAACUUUGGAACGGCAAGUGUCAUAAUUGCAUUGACAGAUGGUGAGCUACAAGAACAUCAGUUGAUAGCAGCCCAAAUGGAGGCAGCCAGAGCUCGAAUGUUGGGUGCAAUCGUGUAUUGUGUUGGAGUUAAGGACUUCAAUGAAACACAGCUGGCGACCAUAGCAGACACCAGUAAGCAUGUGUUUCCUGUCUUGGGAGGAUUCCAGGCACUAAGAGGAAUGAUUGACUCGAUCAUAAAAAAAUCUUGUAUAGAGAUCUUGGCAGCAGAACCAUCCAGCGUAUGUGCAGGAGAGUCAUUUCAAGUGGUGGUGAGAGGAAAUGGUUUUCGGCACGCUAGAAACAUAGACCAGGUCCGGUGCAGCUUCAAAAUCAACGACACAGUUACACUCAAUGAGAAGCCUGCAAGUGUUGAAGAUACUUUCUUGCUGUGCCCUGCGCCGGUUAUAGAUGAAGUUGGAAAGGUGGUGUACCUGCAGGUCAGCAUGAAUGAGGGUCUAACAUUUAUCACCAGUUCGGUGCACAUAACCACAACAGAGUGUUUUGAUGGCACUAUUCUUCUGAUCACCCUGUUGGUGUUGUUUCUGUUACUGGCUCUGUUAUUCAUGUGGUGGUUCUGGCCGCUUUGCUGCACUGUCGUGAUCAAAGAACCUCCGCCUCCUCCACCUCCAGAGCCAGAGUCAGAUGAUGAGGACGGGAUGCCAAAGAAGAAAUGGCCCACUGUAGAUGCAUCAUAUUAUGGCGGUCGAGGAGUUGGCGGGAUUAAAAGAAUGGAGGUUCGCUGGGGAGGAAAGGGUUCAACUGAGGAAGGGGCCAAGCUGGAAAAACCCAAGAACGCUGUGAUAAAGAUGCCGGAGCAGGAGUUUGAACCCUUUGAACCCAAGCCCAGAAAACCAGAAGGCAGGAGGCCAGUUCAAAACAGGAAGUGGUAUUCUCCCAUUAGGGGUAAACUUGAUGCGAUCUUGGCUCUUUUCCGCCGUGGAUAUGACCAAGUUUCACUUAUGAGACCUCAACCAGGAGAUCAUGGCCGAUGCAUCAACUUUACACGAGUGAAAGAAGAGGCAGCAAAAGCCCCACCACGAGCUCAAAGCCCACCACCACCCCCGCCAGACUAUCGCCCGGUUCCUAGCCCGGUCACGGCCCCACCAAACAGCCCACCUCCGAGGGGACCACCCCUGGCACAGUCUCCACCAGGUCCACCACCUGCCCGAACCCUCCCAGGACCACCCUGCCCCCCUCCAGCACGCCCCCCACCCAGCCUUGAUGGUAGGCCAUGAGAGAAAGACCCCCCUUCCCCCUCCAGUGCAAUUCUUCCAAACAGCCAAAAAAUACUCCUCUCACCAAAGGAUAAUAAAAAGCACGGUAUUUAUCAGUCAGGUUAGAUUAGGAUGUGGUGUGUAGUUUGUUGCUGGACAGCAAAAAAUUAUAAGAGCAAAAAUAAAUAACUGUCGUGACAAAAAAAUUCAACUACUGAGUUUUCCAGAAGCAGAUAAGUAAAGAUUAAGAGAGAUCAUUUUUAGCUUUAGAAUGACUGAAGUACUCCCUUUUUAUUGAGGCUGGACAUUUCAGGAAGAGUUUAAAGGAUAGAUUAGCUCGUUGCAUUUGAACUCGUUGAAAUUUUGGAGAUUAUGUCAAAUUAAACCUGUAUGCAGCGUUUUAAAGAAGCACAUUUCCCAAUAUAUAUAUAUAUAUAUAUAUAUAUAUAUAUAUAUAUAUAUAUAUAUAUAUAUAUAUAUAUAUAUAUAUAUAUAUAUAUAUAUAUAUAUAUAUAUAUACAUAUACAUAUAUAUAUUUGUUUAAAUGUGUGUGUGUAUAUAUAUAUAUAUAUAUAUAUAUAUAUAUAUAUAUAU
Messenger RNA from Myxocyprinus asiaticus (Chinese sucker), 2751 nucleotides. RefSeq names its product anthrax toxin receptor 1-like. Gene Ontology annotation, cellular component: membrane. Gene Ontology annotation, molecular function: signaling receptor activity. NCBI's taxonomy places the organism in Eukaryota, Metazoa, Chordata, Actinopteri, Cypriniformes, Catostomidae. The record is from RefSeq and is a predicted model, not a curated record. The transcript is spliced from 18 exons. The coding region runs from base 514 to 2178 and encodes 554 amino acids.